AUGUUGUUUUUUUUUAUUUUUUUGAUAAUUUAUUUAUUUGUAUUCUUAUUUUUUUAUAAGACGGAGAUGUAUUAUAUUUUGGUUUUGUUUGAGGUUCUAUUUAUAAUAGUGAUUUUUAUUUUGAUUAUAAUGAUAAAUAAUUCUUGGUUUAGGGUGGUAUUGCUGAUAAUUUCUACUUGUGAGGCAGUCUUGGGAAUUUCUUUGUUUCUUAAUAUAAAUACUUUGUCUUCGGGGAUUCUUAUGAAAUAG
Messenger RNA from Styela clava, 249 nucleotides. NCBI's taxonomy places the organism in Eukaryota, Metazoa, Chordata, Ascidiacea, Stolidobranchia, Styelidae. The record is from the annotation of a RefSeq genome assembly.